UUGCAACUUCCGCAACCCAAGCCAAUUCCAGAUAGAAAAGCCCUCUUCUGAAGCGUCUAGGGUUCCGAUUUCCAUGGCGAAGAAGAGGAAAUCUGACGCUACGCGCCUCGACGAAGUUGAUCGCACCAUGUAUACCUCCUUCUGCAGUGCUGCCAACUCGCUUUCGCAGCUCUACACGCAGGCCAUGAACCAGCAACGCUUGUCUUUCCAAGCCGGUGAGCGUCACGCGCUGGAGAAACUUUAUCAAUGGGUUUUGAGACAACAGGAAGAGGGAUCAAGAGUGACAACCGUAGAUAUUGUUGCAUACCUGCAGAAUGAGCUCGAGUACGGUGUGGAGGAUGCGCCAGUGUCCCCCCGGCUGCCGCUCCAGCACCAACACACCCAGACCACAAUGCACAUGACCAACUCAGGCGCCCCAGUUUCUUCCAACUCGUUUGGGCAUCCUUCUGCGGUUGGGAUGGGACUUCGUUUUGGGAACAUCGAUCAGCAACCCAAGAACAACGUAUUCUCAAAUGCUCUCUCAAGCCCUGUUCGUCGCAGCCUACAGAACUAUCACUUGGCACAGGGCAGCUACUAUUCAAACAAUGUCAUGCCAUCCGGAAAUGGACCCAGAAACAGCGAGACCCAAACCAGGGAUUCGAACCCCCCAAGCUCCAACGACUCAUCCAUGGACAUGCAUGCAGAUAGCCCAGGUCAUGAAUCUUCUUACUGAAAAUUCUGCAGUAAACCCAUCUUCAAACUGACUGCAGUUUCCGAUGGAAAAGGAGCAAGAAUCUUGAAAAAAAAAAAGGAUUGCUUACAAGAACCCAGAAAAAAGCAAGGUGUGUGCCUAGAAUUGGUGUAUUGCAAAAAGAAAUAUGUCUGAAGGAGAGGGAAGAGAUUAAGUUGAGAGGGCUCUCCCAUAUAUUUUCUCUUUUUUGGGUUGUCUAUACAUAUAAAAGAUGCAAGGUGUGUUGUUUGAGUGGAUCUGUGAACCUUUCUGUUAUUGUAGUUGAUGAUUUUUAUUUUUAUUUUUAUUGUUUGCUUUUUAUA
Vitis riparia (riverbank grape) is the source of this 1032-nucleotide messenger RNA. RefSeq lists its product as uncharacterized. The record is from RefSeq and is a predicted model, not a curated record. The transcript is spliced from 3 exons. Bases 74 to 712 code for a protein of 212 amino acids. Lineage: Eukaryota; Viridiplantae; Streptophyta; Magnoliopsida; Vitales; Vitaceae.